Messenger RNA from Peronospora matthiolae, 1095 nucleotides. Lineage: Eukaryota; Oomycota; Peronosporomycetes; Peronosporales; Peronosporaceae. The record is from the annotation of a GenBank genome assembly.
AUGGAUCAUAUACCGUCGUUGCCCAAGUCCAUCAAGGGGAACACCGAACUGCUCAUUUGGGUCGACCUUUUCUCGGGAUAUGUGAUUGCAAAGGCUAGCUCCUCUCGGACGGCACAAACAAUAGCGGAGAAUUACGAAGAAUGUGUGUUUCGACGCUUCGGAGCUAGCGAGGCUAUCAGGCACGAUCGAGAACCGGGAUUUAUGUCCGACUUCUUUCGAGCCUUCAGUCGGAUCGUAGGACAAAAACAGCGUGCUACUAUGGCUUACAGGCCACAAGCAAAUGGAACAGCCGAACGAAUGGUGCAAACCCUGACACAUUCGCUCAAGAUAUCGGAUCCGGGGGAUACCCCGUUUUAUCUGAUUCAUGGGUGGGACCCGCGAUCGACUUUGGAGGCUACGCUACCAGUGGGGAAUACGGGGACACGAGAUCGCGAUCCAAAGAGGUGGAGAUACAAAAUCCAAAGACAAUACCAGCGAGCCCGAUCUGCAGUGAACGAUCGUUUACAAGCCGCGAUCCAGGAGCGAGCGGAUCGACACAACGAAGAUCUGGAACCACACGAGAUCGAAGUAGGAGCGCAAGUUUGGCUAUACCUGGACCGAGUUAAAGAGGGAUAUGCGAAGAAGCUAGCGCACAUGUGGCAUGGGCCAUUCCGAGUUGCGGACGUAUGUGGAGAUCAUGCUGUAAAAUUGGAGAUCGCUGGAACCCCAUAUCGGUUAUUUCCGAUUGUACAUAUAUCGAAGCUAAAAAAGGUAAAGACGUUCCCUGAACGCCCGAAGGAUCAGCUUACGAUAGAGGGAUCAGAUCGCUUGGAUUUCGAUGAAGCUCUGCUGCCAGAAGACAGUUGGGAUGGCGAUCUUGAAGAAGGGGAAUACGAAGUAGAGGCAAUAUUGGACGUGCGAUCUGGUAGAAAAACCCGUUAUGGGCGAGUACACCGGCAGUUUCUGGUGAAGUGGAAGGGAUAUCCCGAUCUAAGUUGGGUGGACGAGGCCGAUCUAAGUUGUGGGGCGAUCUUGCAAGAGUUUGAGCGGAACCGAGUGAGUCGAAACCGUUUCGACGUAAUGCAGUCUCAUGAAGGCAAGUCGGACGAACCUUAA